UGAGGCCGUGCUGCCGCCGGGUCUCCGGCCUCGAGGGCUCGGGCUCGCUGCGGCGGCGGUGGCCGCGAGGAGAGGCGGCGGGGGCGGGGGGAGAGGAGGGCCCGGGCCCGCGCUCCCCCAGCCCCGCAGAAGCAGGCGGCGGCCGCGGACCCAGAGGCUCGCCUAGACGGCCAGACACCGCUGCCUUCCGCUCCUGGGACCAUGACCCAGGCGGGGGUCGCCGCCGCCGUGGCCCGGAGUGCGUCACCGGCGGUAAGAAGAAAACAUAACCUAUAGAGACCAUCUUCUGGCAGAAGAUGAUAGAUUUGAAUCAGAAAGAGGAGGUGUUGGAAGCCAGGAAUCUAACGUGAAGAAACUCUGCAAGCCCUGGAGUCCUAUCACUCUCACCAUGCCAGAAAUGACAGAGCAUGAGACGCCUACGAAAAAGCAGCACAGGAAGAAGAACCGAGAGACACACAAUGCAGUGGAGAGGCACAGAAAGAAGAAAAUCAAUGCUGGGAUAAACAGAAUAGGAGAACUGAUCCCAUGCUCCCCUGCUCUGAAACAGAGCAAGAACAUGAUCCUGGACCAAGCCUUUAAGUACAUAACAGAGCUGAAGCGGCAGAAUGAUGAGCUCCUGCUCAACGGAGGGAGCAGUGAACAAGCUGAAGAAAUUAAAAAGCUACGGAAACAACUAGAAGAAAUCCAAAAAGAAAAUGGCCGAUAUAUUGAAUUAUUGAAAGCAAAUGACAUAUGCUUGUAUGAUGACCCCACAAUCCACUGGAAAGGCAAUCUGAAAACCUCAAAGGUGUCUGUUGUUAUUCCAAGUGACCAGGUCCAGAAAAACAUCAUCGUUUAUUCCAACGGGAGCCAGCCUGGGGGAAACAGCCAGGGGACAGCUGUUCAGGGAAUAACCUUUAAUGUUGGUCAUGGCUUGCAAAAGCAGACCGCCAAUGUGGUGCCAGUGCAGAGGACCUGCAAGCUUGUGACUCCCGUGUCUAUUUCUGGAGUUUACCCUUCUGAAAACAAGCCGUGGCAUCAGACUACAGUGUCUGCGCUGGCUGCCAACCAGUCUGUUCCCCUUUGUCUUCCCGCUGCCAUUUCUGCUCAAAACAUUCUCGAACUUUCUACUUCUGAAAGCCAAUCAAGUGUGCUGGGUGCCACUGGUGGCUCAGUGGUCACCGUUUCAGUUGGCCCUGACCCUCACCCACAUCGUUCCUUGAAUACAUGCCUAAAUGAUCAAAAUGCUUCAGAAAAUAACAAUGCACAGGAGAGCCCCAAAUCAUCAAAGAAAACAGUCACGUGUGUCUCAGGCAUCUCCUCCAGCAAUUCAGCAGCUGCCCCCGAAGUGCACCAUGAAAACAAGUCCAGCCCGGCAAUGCAGGGCUCCAGCGCAGAUUCGCAAAACACCCUUGUGUCAGUUACCACCACAGUGUGCUCCCAGCCUCCCAGAUCUACAGGUGGCUCUUCUCCAGUGAGUGGUAGCAAGACUGUAGACUCACCAAGUACAGCCACAGUGGUGGUGCCAGCCCACACUGCAGUAGCAAAGAGUAUCCUCCCAGUGAGCAGUCUCUCUGCAAACCCUUUGGAGGGUGGUUGGACUCUUUCUUGUUCUCUGCCUUCUUCAAGUGUCAGUGCUUCAGAACUAAAAAACAUCAGCAGCCUUACCCGAAUCUCUUCAGCCGGAAAUACACAGACAACGUGGACUACACUGCAUCUGGCUGGAAACACUAUUCAGCCUGUAAGCCAGCCACCAUCUUCUGCUGCAACUCCAGCAUUAAAUGAGUGUGGUACCAGCCCUACCCCAAACAACCACAAGCACGUGGCUACAGGCAUCACCCUAAAUAAUUCUCCUUCAACAGAUGGGCAGCCAGUUGAGCAAGUAGUGGUGACUUUGCCUUCGUGUCCACCCUUACCUAUGCAACCACUAAUUGCCCAGCCACAAGUUAAGUCUCAGCCUCCCAAAAGUAUCCUUCCUUUGAAUUCAGCAAUGCAAGUGAUUCAGAUGGCUCAGCCAGUUGGGUCAGGUGUCACUGCAGCUCCAGCUAACCAAAAUGUCAUCAUUCUUCAGCCACCAAGCACAACCCCAUGCCCAACAAUGAUGAGGGCAGAGGUUUCCAACCAAACAGUAGGUCAACAGAUUGUCAUCAUACAGGCGGCUAAUCAAAACCCAUUGCCACUCCUCUCUGCUCCCCAUCCUGGUCCUGUUCGACUGCCUGUCAAUGGAGCCAGUGCUAUAAUAGGGUCUCAUAAUUCAGUGCAAAGUGUGCCAGCCCCACAGACUUUUGGAGGAAAGCAUCUUGUCCACAUAUUACCAAGACCUUCCUCUUUAUCCACAUCUAACUCAACACAGACUUUUUCUGUUACCAUGUCAAACCAACAGCAGCCUCAAACCAUUUCUUUAAACGGACAGCUCUUUGCUUUGCAGCCUGUGAUGUCCUCAUCAGGAACUACAAAUCAAAGCCCUAUGCAAAUUAUUCAACCCACCACCAGCGAAGAUCCAAAUACCAAUGUUGCCCUGAACACAUUUGGGGCUUUGGCCAGCCUCAAUCAAAGCAUAUCACAGAUGGCUGGGCAAAGCUGUGUACAAUUGUCUAUUAGCCAGUCUGCUAAUCCUCAGACUUCUGCAAACAGUCAAACCAGCCCUGCUAACUGCGUUUCACUAACAACAACUGUAGCAGCUACCAUAACAGCAGAUAAUUCAGCUACACCAUCCACUACUUACAGUCUUGCAACAACUUCCUCAACAAACACUGUCACUUGUUUGCCCUCUACCAUGAAAUCAAAAAGACUGAGCAAGAAACCAGGUGCCAAGAAACACUUAACAGCUAACAAGCCAGCAUGUCCCCUGAAUUCAGUCAGAGAUGUGGGCAAGAUAGAUGGCCCCAGAAUAAACAGCUCAGCAGAGCCAUCAUGCAGUGAUGGACUGCUGGACAGCCUCCCUAUUGGCUUAUCGUCUGUUGCUGUGUCCCAGGCAAAGAAUGUUAGUAUUUCUGCUUCACAUACUUUGGACGUUCUGAAUUCUGAAUCAGUAAUCCCUGACUCUGAUCCCAAAUCUAAGUCAACAGAAGACUGUAGCUCACCUUCCCAAGAAUCUGAAACAAAUGAACAGCUUGUAUUGGCGCCAGCAAAACCCAAAGAUUCUACUCCUAUUUUACAAGAGACAUCUCAGGGUACACCACCAUGUUCUGUAGCAUUGUCCAGUGAUAUGAAAUCCUGUACUUCAGCCAACGUGUUGACUCCAUCUCCUAUCGAAUCCCAGAGUUUGGUUUCUCAGGUUUCUGGUCUGUCAUCCACUACGAGCACGUCAAGCACUGACUGUAUUUCUGAGGUAGAAAUUGUGGCAGAACCUUGCCCAGUUCAGCAGGAUUCAUUGGACACCAUGCAGACAGCAGGGCCUUUAAAGGGGCAGGGACUAACUAUGUUGCUGUCGGAUCUUGCUAAAGAAAAGGACCUUCAGAAGUCAUCUAUCUCAGUCCAGAUGGAGCAUCCUGACUUUUCUCCAGAAAGUUCUAAGAUAGGUGAUUCUAAUGUUGAUUUGCCUCCCAAGCAGGAACUGCUACUGAUGAGCGAUGAGAGAGACCCGCCACAGCCCCACUCCUGCCUCCCUGAUCAGGAGGUUCUCCAUGGGUCUUUGCUCACCAGUAGGCAGGCUGACUCUCCUCUGUCAACCAGCUCUGGCAGUAGUCGUAGUUUCUCGGUUGCAUCCAUGCUUCCCGAAACAGCUCGAGAAGAUGUGACGAGCAGUACAACAUCUAACACGUGUGAUGGCUGCACCUUUGCAGAGCAAACUGACAUUGUGGCCCUUGCCGCAAGAGCCAUCUUGGACCAGGAGAGCAUUGAGAAGGGAAGGCUUGGCACACAGGCUGAUGUGAAGGAGGUUACUCCAAAGCCUUCUGAAACCUCUUUAGAGGGAGACCAGCCCUUUAAACCACAGAUCCACAAGGAGACGUGCACGGGACAAGCUGACCCAACACCAAAUGAAUUUAACUCUCAGGAUUCUGUGGAAGUGACAGUUGAUAGGCCUCUUGAAAAACCAAGCUGUUCUCUGGGAAUUAAAGGAUCAAAUGCCCCCAUACAGGUGUCAGCCUCUCAGCCACCAAGUCUCACCCAUCAGAAUAGCAUCAGCAGCCAUCCUCUGGUCAGUUGCACAGGUCUAUCGCAGAGCUCAGAUCAAACUUCUAAUCCUGUGACGGUUAAUAUGACUGUUUCAUCCAGUUCUUAUGGCAGCCAGCCUCCUGUGCCACCUCUGAUGACAGAAUAUCCCCAGGAACAGCUGAACAGCAUGGCUAGCGCCAUACCAAACCCACAGGUUCAAGAACCGCUUUCAAAGCCCAGUCAUGAAAGUCGUAAAGAUUCUGCAAAGCGCACUGUGCAAGAUGAUCUUUUACUAUCUUCGGCCAAACGUCAGAAGCAUUGCCAGCCAGCCCCUCUCAGGCUUGAAAGUAUGCCCCUGAUGAGCAGGACUCCAGACAACAUUCCUGAUCAAACUCAAAUGAUGGCGAGUCAGAUCACCCCUAACUCUUCAAACUCAGUUGUACCUGUUAGCAACCCAGCACAUGGAGAUAGCCUUGCACGGUUAUUCCCACCUAGUAACAACUUUGUGGCUCCUGCAUUGAGGCAGACGGAUGUUCAGUGUAAUUCUCAGCCUUCAGUUGCUGAGCAACAGCAGCAGCAGCAAACCCAGGCAGGUCAACAUCUGCAGGCACUGCAGCAGCAUGUACCACCUCAAGGAGUGUCUCAUCUGCACACCAACCAUCUGUACAUCAAGCAGCAGCAGCAGCAGCAAGCAGGGCAGUUAAGAGAGAGGCAUCACUUGUAUCAGCUGCAGCAUCAUGUGCCUCAUGCAGACAGUGCUGUCCACUCCCAGCCCCAUAUUGUGCACCAACAGAGAACUCUACAACAGGAAGUUCAGAUGCAGAAGAAAAGGAAUCUCGUUCAGGGCACUCCUACAUCUCAGCUAUCCUUACAACCCAAGCACCAUGGGACUGACCAGUCAAGACCCAAGAGUAGCCAGCCACAUCCUCACCAUCAACAGAUGCAGCAACAGCUGCAGCAACACUUUGCAAGUUCCCAGCCAGAGAAGAGCUGUGAAAACCCUUCAACUAACCGGGGCCACCAUAGCCAUCCCCAGAACCACCUCAAUCAGGAUGUUCUACACCAGCAACAGGAUGUUGGAAGCAGACAGCAGGGUUCUGACCACGUAUCUGGGCAUAAUCCAAUGCAGAGGCUUUUACCAUCAAGAGGCUUAGAGCAGCAAAUGGUGUCCCAACCAAGUAUUGUGACUAGGUCUUCAGACAUGACCUGCGCUCCACACAGGCCAGAGAGAAACCGAGUCUCCAGUUACUCUGCCGAAGCACUCAUUGGAAAGUCAUCUUCUACUUCAGACCAGAGAAUGGGCAUAUCGAUUCAGGGUUCCAGGGUUUCAGACCAGCUUGAAAUGAGAAGUUAUCUUGAUGUUCCCAGAAAUAAGAGCUUGGCACUUCAUAAUAUGCAGGGUCGCAUGGAUCAUACUGUCACCUCAGAUAUCCGCCUUUCUGAUUGCCAGACAUUCAAACCAGGUGGAGCCAGCCAACAGCCCCAGAGUAAUUUUGAAGUACAAUCUUCAAGAAACAAUGAAAUAGGUAACCCUGUGCCAUCACUGCGAAGCAUGCAGUCCCAGGCUUUUCGAAUUAGUCAAAACACUGGCCCACCACCAAUAGACCGACAAAAACGAUUAUCUUAUCCACCAGUUCAGAGCAUCCCAACAGGAAAUGCUGUCCCACCAAGGGACAGUGAGAAUACAUGUCACCAGAGUUUCAUGCAGAGCCUGCUUGCUCCUCACCUUGGUGAUCAGGUCAUUGGGAGUCAAAGGUCACUCUCUGAACAUCCAAGGAAUACACAGUGUGGUCCAUCUUCAACAAUUGAGUAUAAUUGUCCCCCAGCUCGUGAGAGUGUUCAUAUCAGGAGAGAGAGUGAAAGUCAGAAUAGGGAGAGUUGUGACAUGUCUUUAGGUGCAAUUAACCCCAGGAGCAGCACUUUGAAUAUUCCUUUCUCGAGUUCCUCUUCCUCGGGGGAUAUUCAAGGUCGAAACACCAGUCCUAAUGUUUCUGUACAGAAGUCCAAUCCCAUGAGGAUUACUGACAGUCAUGGGGCCAAGGGCCACAUGAACCCUCCUGUCACAUCCAACAUGCAUGGGGUUGCAAGGCCAACUUUGCCACACCCAUCUGUGUCUCAUGGGAAUGCUGACCAAGGGCCUCCUGUACGGCAGGCUAACUCUUCAGUUGCCCAGAGAUCAAGACAUCCCCUGCAGGACAGCAGUGGCUCCAAAAUCCGCCAGCCUGAAAGGAAUCGUUCUGGAAAUCAAAGGCACAGUAACGUCUUUGACCCAAGUCUUCCUCAUCUUCCUCUCCCCACUAGUGGCAGUAUGAUUCUUGGACGGCAGCAACCUGCUGCAGAGAAGAGAGGAAGUAUCGUUCGCUUCAUGCCUGAUAGUCCACAAGUACCUAAUGAUAAUUCAGGCCCUGACCAGCAUUCAUUGUCACAAAAUUUCGGUUUCCCUUUUAUUCCUGAGGGUGGCAUGAAUCCACCAAUAAAUGCUAAUACUUCCUUCAUUCCACAGGUCACUCAGCCUAGUGCCACCCGAGCUCCAGCUCUCAUCCCAGUAGAUCCCCAGAACACUCUGCCUUCCUUCUACCCACCGUACUCCCCUGCUCAUCCUACUCUGUCCAAUGACAUUUCAAUCCCUUAUUUUUCUAAUCAAAUGUUCUCCAAUCCUAGCACAGAGAAAGUGAACAGUGGAAGUUUAAACAACCGAUUUGGGUCAAUUUUAUCUCCUCCCAGACCUGUUGGCUUUGCUCAGCCAAGUUUCCCUCUUCUCCCUGAGAUGCCACCAAUGCACAUGGCCAACUCUCACCUAUCCAAUUUCAAUAUGACGUCAUUGUUUCCGGAAAUAGCAGCGGCUCUUCCUGACGGCUCAGCAAUGUCACCUUUGCUUACCAUAGCAAACUCCUCUGCCUCUGACUCUUCCAAGCAGCCCUCAAACAGACCUGCUCACAACAUAAGCCAUAUUUUAGGUCAUGACUGCAGUUCAGCUGUUUAAAGCCAGAGAAACUAACUGUGAAGGUUUGGGUUGAAAUGAUAACUGUUCUGUACACACAUGUGCACUGAGAGAGCUUAUGUGGGUGUGUGGCUUUGUAUCAGAUAACCAUUUUUCAGUUAGCUUCUGACUACAAGGAAGCCAUGUCAGAGAGGAUGCAUACACUGGGGUUGUCAAAGCAAUCAUCUUUCAUUCCUGAGUGAUAUGCUUUCUUUAAUCUUCUAAGUGAUUUACCUUUCCAAGUUUGAUUUGUAAUCGUUAUUCCCUAAGUACUAAUCAGCCAGAAGUUGAGAUCUUGGCACAUGCUGGGUGGUAGGUGGGAGCUGAGAUCUUAAACUCAGUUGCUGAGAAGUUAUAAAAUAGACAGUUGAGAUGGCUAAGUUGCAAAUCCAAAAGUAAAAGCAACUUGAAAGAAAUCGUGAUUCAUCAUAGGUGCUUGCUGAUGUCAACAUCUAACAGUUCUAAGCCAUGAAUGGCGAGUAAUGAAUUGAUAAUGAGUUGAAAUCCCAUAAGUAAAAAUAUCAGACAGAUAGAAAAUAAAUGAAAUGUUUGGUCAGCCUUCAUCCAGAGCUUUGAUAUAGAGACUUCUUUCUUAAUUAUAAUUUUUAAUAAACUACCUAAAUUUCCUGUUCUUCAAAAUAGGGAGCCACAUUCUCCUUUAAUGUGCCAAGAUUCUGUAAAGCAAAAGUCUUCCUCAGACAAUGAGCCUUAAAAAUAUGAAGCUAAGACAAAAUACAGAAAUGUUUUCCACUUAGUACUUAGGUUUUGCCUUAGGCCAAAGAAUAACAGCAGUUGUAUUGUGGGUUUAUCUGGUGUCAGUUAGUGACCAGUGCUUCAUCGGUUAUGUUGAUUUAGUAUUCCCUCUUCAUUCUAUUUCUUUGGUCUUCAAAUACAUUAAUUCACAAUCACUUAAGUGUUAGAACUGCUCAGUAAAUGUUGUGUUUAGAAGAUACAUUUGAGCCUUUCAGAUACUGCAGAGUAGAGUUUUAAGCUGUCUCAGUCUUUUCAUUUGCUGAUUAUUUAUAUUAAAUAUGACAUUGUAAAUUACAUUAUUGUCCUUCAUAACAGUUAUAAUAAGAAAAUGAAUUCAUUAUUUUUCUUGUAGGUAUGAAAUGGUGCUUCACAAAAAUACCUUCACUAUGUGUGUCUGCUUGUGAGUGAGAGUGGGUGUGGAAAUGAUUUUCAGGUUGAGACUGGUCCUCACUGUUGGAGAUGUGUGUCAUAUACACAUGUGUAUUUAUCAUGUUGCACAUGGUAAAUGGAUAUAAUCUUGUCUCAGUUGGAAAUAACCCUAGAACAGCUGUCUGCAAACGGGCAGUUGAGGCUUGCUCUAGAGCGCCGCUUCUCAGUCCUCCUAACGCUUUAACCCUUUAACUCAGUUCCUCAUGUUGUGGUAACCCCCAACCAUAAAUUAGUUUCCUUGCUACUUAGUUUUGCUACUCUUAGGAAUUGUAAUGUAAAUAUGUGAUUUUGGAUGGUCUGAGGUGACCCCUGGGAAAGAGUCAUUCAACCUCCAAAGGCUGAGAGUCCCUGUUCUAAAGCAUAGGAAAACGUUUUUUUUAAUUCUCUCAAACAUUACAUCCCAACUGCAGUUCUCCAGCCCCAUCCACCUCCUCUCUUCCCCAGAUCCAGUCCAGCGUGAGAAGUUACACAGGGCUGGGCACAAACCCUCACGUCCAGCCGCAUGAGGUGACCCAAUGGGAGGAAAGGGUCCCCGCUGUAGAUAUUUUUUUAACCCCAAUGAAUUAGUAAUGAAUUUUAAACAUAUACUGAAUCUUGAGAAGUUAAAGCUAAGAAGAAAUUUGUACUGAAUCUUUUUUAAACGUUUAAACUCAGCUUUUAAUUGUAGCUACACUCUGUUAAAAACUGAAUAGAGGGAGAGGUACACAGAACUGCCCGCCCGUUGGCUGGGCGGAAGCAAGCCCAAGGACCAGCAGAGGUUUCAGCUUUGAAGGUUGGUUUGUUUGGUUUUUUGUUUUUGUUUUUGUUUUUUUUUUGGGGGGGGGUUGCUUUCUUUUUAUAGUAAAAAAGCCACCCGGCGCCUGAUCAGAGCAGUUACCACUAAAUGCCUUUCUAAAGGCUCAGCAAAAGGAUCCCUUAUGCCUGGUCACCUGUUUUACCCAAACCCCUCUGUUUCUGCUGCCCUUGAAAAUCACCCUUCCUGGUGAACUAGGCAAACCUGUGUUUCUUUCCUGCGUAGCAUUCCUGGGGGGUAGAAGAGAACUUCACAAGUUCAUUACUUAAUGUGUGAACACCACAGUAGGAAAGCUACUGAGGGAAAGAGAACAUUUAUCAGUUGCUUUUAGGCAAAAAUUCAUCGUUUUCUUUGUACUUGAAAGGUCCAAUCUGCCAGCUUCUCUAAGGGCAGUGUUCUGUAUAGCCAGUCACCCCCGUCCCACCAGCUCUUCUUGGUAGCUGUCUUGUCGCAUAUGUAUCCUCACAUCAUGGUGGCUCUUGAGUUCUGAAGGACACACUUGCUCAGUUUGAGCUAAGAUAACAUGGCAUGGACAGAGUUCAGGUUUAGGUUCUGUUUCUGAGACAGGGAUCUUGCCACGUUCUCCAGACUAGCCUAGAAUUCCUGGGCAUACGCAGGCCUUGUACCUCAGCCUCCUAGGUUGCUGAGACUAGAGGUGCACUCUGCCUCCAUGCUGAGAAGUGCCACCUGAGAUAGCAGCGUAGGAGUCCUAGAACCUGUUGCCAUUUUGGGUUAUUCUUGUUUGGCUGACUGACUGCAGCUCAGCUCUGCCCUGAGAGAGCACCACUGCACCAGGGCUCUGAUGGUGAGAAUACUGUACUGUGAUGCUCUCUGGCUAUCAGCCUUUUGUGACCAUCUAGAGAGAGAGAGAUGUAAAGGUCAGCAGGUAAUUAGGCUCCUGCUCACAUGUGGCUCUGAGGAAAGACAGUGUAUUUGUGUGUUAGAUAGCAUUUCAUACGCGGGCUCAGAUGAGAAAGAGUUCUCACUGUGCUCUUGCCUGGUUUAAAAGUCUGGGUACCUAUCAUGACUGCUUCCUAAGUGAGGGUCAUUGAUUGGAUCAUUUUGUUCUAACUAUUGAUCACAUAGAAUUGGCCAAAGUGCUCAGUUCCUCUCAGCAUUCCACAGGAAGUUCUAAGGAAGUGGAGAUUUUUCAGAUUUCUCUAUGUAACCUUCUUCAAUGAGUUUGUUAAAUAUGUCAAUCACAGGUGAAGUAAAUCCAUUUUAAUGUUUUUAAUAGA
Mus caroli (Ryukyu mouse) is the source of this 10270-nucleotide messenger RNA. RefSeq names its product upstream transcription factor family member 3 (gene Usf3). The record is from RefSeq and is a predicted model, not a curated record. Lineage: Eukaryota; Metazoa; Chordata; Mammalia; Rodentia; Muridae. Gene Ontology annotation, biological process: positive regulation of transcription by RNA polymerase II; negative regulation of epithelial to mesenchymal transition. Gene Ontology annotation, molecular function: protein dimerization activity; DNA-binding transcription activator activity, RNA polymerase II-specific; RNA polymerase II transcription regulatory region sequence-specific DNA binding.